Adineta steineri is the source of this 13035-nucleotide messenger RNA. NCBI's taxonomy places the organism in Eukaryota, Metazoa, Rotifera, Eurotatoria, Adinetida, Adinetidae. The record is from the annotation of a GenBank genome assembly.
AUGUCUGAUAAUUCAUCGGCUUCUAAUUUUGAUAAUUAUAUUGCUGAAUUACAUGAAUAUCUUGAUCGUAUACGUGAUAUUGUGGAUGUUGAUGAACAAUCAUCAGUAAUUGUUGCAGAUUUAGCACAAGCUUAUUCUGAACAUUCAUCACCAAUACAAACAGCUAUGUGUUUAUCAGCUUUAUUUUGUGGACAAAAAAAUAUUCUUACAUAUCUUCGACGUGCUACUUCAAAAAGUGAAUUAAAAAAAACUAAAGUGCAAAUAUUACAAUUUCUUAAAUUUUUUAUUGAAAAUGCUACGGUUAAAAUUUUACCAUAUUCUAUUGAAUUGAAAUCAGUUCUUCUAACAAUUUUUAAUGUUGAUAAUGCAUCAGAAGUACGAGCAUCAAUAUUUCCAAUUUUAUCACAAUUAAUGGAAUUAACUGCUAGUUAUACUGAUAUGCAAAAUGAAGUUGAUAAAAUGGCAACAACAUUUCUUGAUCAAAUUGGACUUCAAAUUAAAGGACUUUGCUUAGCAUUUCUUGGUUUAUUAUGUAAAUAUUUUCCUGAAUAUAUGAAAAAAUAUGCAGAUCCACUUUUAAUUGGACAAUAUUUGAAAUAUUUACAUGAACAAUUAGUCAAGGAUGUCAAAUUUGAAAUGUUAAUAGCUGCAGGUGCAAUAGAAGGUCUUGUUAAUUAUCUUGUUAAUUUUAUUCCCUCGUCAACACCAGCUCAUUCAUUAUCAACUGUUCAAAGUAAAAAUAAAGAAGUAGAUAAACGUUUAAGUGAAGAAAGAAUUCGAUGUGAAUCAGAUUUAAAACGUAUUUAUAUUUAUGGUGCACGUGCAAUACAAACACAAGAACAAACUAAUUUAAAUCGUUAUGCAUUAGUUAAAGUUGGUCUUGAAUUAUUUGCUCAACAUUCAACUUUAUUUACAGAAUAUCUUUAUGAAGAUUAUGUUGAAAUACUUCGAUGUAUUCGUGCAUGGAAUAUUCAUGAUAAUUAUGAAGUUAAAAAAGUAGCUCAACGUGCUUACGACACAUUUUUACUUGGAGUUGCUAAUGCUUUAAAAGAAAAGAAUAUUAAAACACCGGAAGAACGUCGUCGUGCAGUACAAGUUUUUCAAUAUUUUAUAAAACAAUUUCGUGAUCAAAUUGAUACACCUCAAUUAGAAAUUCGAGAUCUUGCUAUGGGAAUACGUGGCUAUGGAGUUUUUGCUAAUGCUUGUAAACUUUAUGGUACAGAAGAAGAUAUAAAAUUUAUGUUUGUUGGUCUUGUUCAACGUUGUGAACAAAUAGCAAUGCCAACUGUAACUUUAUCACAAGCCAUGGAUAUUUUCGAUGAACGUUUUUAUGGUUUACCGAAUUUGAUUGAUGCACUAUCAGCGAUUAUUAUUGAAAUGACAAAUAUAGGUGAAGAAUUUCUCGGUCCACUUGAACGUUUAACUGUGAUGACAAUUGAUUAUUAUCCACGUUAUCAACCUAAACCACAAGCAACAACAUGUUCAUCAGUAAUUAAAAUGGUUUUAGCUUUACAAACUAAACCAAAUUCUUAUAAACCAUUUAUUUCACGUAUCGUCACUCAAGCACUUAUUCGUUGUUGUUCACAUCCAUUAAAAACAACUGUCGAACAACAAUUAGAAAAUUAUGAACCAGAUGUAUCAGACAAUAAAACGAAAUCUCUUCUAUCAAUUGGAAAAACGAUUACUUAUGAAAAUUAUCUUCCACUAUGGAGAUCGAUUUUAAGUGUUACAACAUCCAAAGAAUUUGAUACAAGUGCAUAUCCAAUAUUUGAUCGACAAAAUAUGCUUGUUUCAUUAUAUGAUGAAAUAAUUGAAUCAAUUUUACAUAUUAUCGAUCGACUUGAUUUAAAUGUUGAAAAAGAAAAAACCGAAGAUGAAAAUAAUGAUGAAACUACAACAAAUACAGAUCCAGUCUUUGGUAUGCGACCUGUAAAACCAAUGGACUUUCAAAUCUUUUACAAUCUUAUUGAUUUUUGCCAAGAUUUAUUACCUGAUCAAUCACCAAAAUUAUUUCAAAAAUGGAUAUUUCGAUUUCUAUACGAUAUUAUUGCUACCUCAACAAAAUAUCCAUUAGUUAGUGGAAUAUAUCGAUUUGCUACAUUUGUAAUGAAUAUAUGUUUAAAACUUGAUUAUUUCAAAUCUACUCGUGAUAAUACUGAAAUGAUGGAAGUAGAUACAAAUGAAAAUGAACAAGUCAUAGCGGUUUGUGGACUUGUUCGACGGUUUGCACAUGAAGUACUUUCUCGUCAAAAACAAUAUCGUGAUGAUUUACUUAUAUCAUGUUUACAAUUUAUUAUGUCAUUACCAUCAGAAUGUAUUGAUUAUGAUUUUUCUGAUUAUGUACCAGCUAUUCAACUUGCUUUAAGUAUUGGUUUAAAUUAUUUACCAUUAGCUGAACAAACAAUAAAUAGUCUUGAACGAUGGUCACAAUCAAAAUCAUUAAAUUUAGCGAAUUUUUACAAUCAAAUAUUACCUUAUCUUGAUGAUUUUCUACGUUUAUCUUAUGAUCAAGGUGAUGAUGUUAAUGUUCGAGCUGUAGUAUCAACAUUACAAGAAAAAACACGUUCUAGUGCAAAAAGCAAACGUGUUUUACCAACACGAAUGCUUAAAAAGAGUAAACAAAUCAAACAUUUGUUUGAAGAUAGUGACAUUCGUCGUGUACAAUUUCGUAUCUUAAAAUAUCUUGGUUCAUUAAGCAAUCAUAUUAAUCAUUAUCUUAUUGAUGAUACUUCAAAUUAUUUCAUUAAAGAAGCUAUAGCAUGGGAUAAUAAUAAUCAUAUUACAUUUAAUGUACCUUUUGAUGAUAUUAAACCUACUAUUCAUCUUGAUGUUUUUCUACCUCGUAUAGUUGAUUUAGCAUUACAUAGUUCUGAUCGUCAAACAAAAAUUACUUCAUGUGAAUUACUUCAAUCAAUUAUGCUCUACAUGAUUGGAAAAAGUGCAAAUAAUCGAAGUAGCGCAGCAGCUUCGUAUGAAAAACUCUAUGAACAUUUAUUUCCUGCAGUACUUCAAUUAUCAUGUGAUUCAGAUACAUUUACAAAAACAUUAUUUACUACAUUUAUGAUUCAAAUGAUACAUUGGUUUACCAAAAAUCAUAAUUAUGAAAAUCCAGAAACAAUGUCAUUGCUUGAUACAUUUAUGAAUGGUAUGAUAUCCGGACAGAAUGCAUCAAUACGUGAUUUUAGUGGUAUAUGUUUAAAAGAAUUUCUUCAAUGGACUGUUAAACAUGCUGGUGGAUAUGAUAAACCUGCUUAUUUAAAAAAUGCGACAUCAGUUCUUAAACGUAUAUUAAGUUUUUCAUUACAUCCAAAUAGUUUUAAAAGACUCGGAUCAACAUUAGCAUGGAAUUCAAUUUAUACACUCUAUCGAGAAUCAGAAAUAUUAGUUGAUGUUUACACAAUUCAAUUACUUUAUGUUUUUGUUGAAAGUUUAGCAAUUGCGCAAGGAGAUGAUCCAUCUCUUGGCACUCAACAACAAGCAAUAGUAGCCUUAUCUCAUGUAGAACGAAUAAUAAAAGAAAAAUCGAAAUUAUUUAUUAAAGAAACACCGAAACGACAUCGACCACCAUUAUGGGCAGAAGCGUCACUUGAUGUUACUAUUCGAUGGUUACUCCGACAAUGUGGAAGAAUUGAAACGGAAUCAAGAAGAAAAUGUAUUGAACUUGUUUGUACAUUUAUUCCACUUUUACCUGGUAUUCGAUCAAUUCGAGAAUAUUUUGACUUAAAAGUUCAAAGUGAAGGCAAUCUUUAUUUUAUUGAUAGAUUUGAAGGUACAAGUAAAGAUAAGAAAAAGAAUUUUAAAGCAAAUCUAGCUAAUGCAGCAUGUUUAACUGAUAUGAAUGAACAAUUUUCACUCCCGAUUGUUUAUCAAUGGCUUGACACAGUUAUUGCUUCGUUAGAUUGUUAUACAUGGGUAUUUUCACAAGGAUUUCUCAAUCCAUUGUUAUUUCAAGACAACAAUCAACAAAGUCGUUUAAUUGUAUCAUUAUCUUAUUUUAUCUCAAAAAUAUCAAUGAAUACAUUACAUGAUAUUGUUACAUAUUUUCCAUCAUCAAAUCAAUCGUAUGUAUUUACACCGAGUGAUGUUCGUCAAUUUGAUACUGCAAAAUGUACAGUAAUUGUUCGUUUACUUAAUUUUAUAACAGCACUUUGGACAAAAUAUCCACAAGAUACAAAACGUGCAAUUGAUAAUUCAUUUUAUAGUACUGAUUUAACUAAAUUGAUUUUAACUUGUGUAUUCAAUCCAGCACAACUUGGAUUUGACAUUAAUAAUGAAGAAAUCAAUCGAAAACUACCAGAACGAAUCCGAAGUUUAUUAAAAUCAAUGAUAACUCAUCUACCUAAUCAAUUAUUACAGCCAUUCUCUAGUAUUGCAUUACAAAUGACGAAAUCUGAUGGAGUAUACAACUUAACUAAUGAACUCAAUAUGAAUCCUGUUCGUUGGCCACUUAUAUUUACUAUUACUCGUGGACUUCAUCUCUUACAUGAUGUACGAUUAUUAGCUAAACCGAAACAAUGUGAAGAAUAUGCUAAAGAACUUUGGACAAUAUUAUUAACAAAAAUGAUAACUCAUGAAGAAGAUUGUGAUAAAGCAAAUAUUAUAUUAACUAUCGAUAAUCAACGUGGCUUACAAGCUCUAUUCGAUUAUAUUAUUUAUUUAGGAAUUCAACCGAAUGAAGUUUUACCCUAUUUUUUUCAAUCAAAUCGUAUCCAUACUGAUUCUGGUAUGUCAACCAUAGGUACAUACUUAUUAAAUUUAUUUAAACAUCAAAUAACAAGUUGGCUUGGUACAACACCUCAUUUUAUUAUAAAUAAUAUUGGUGAAAUCAAAACUAUUGAUCAAUGUCGUUCAAUUGUUUCAUUUCUUACAAUUGUUCUUGAUUUAUGUAGUAAAGAAAAAGAUAUUCGUCAACAAUAUGGUCGACAAUUUGUUGAUGGUAUUUAUACAUGUUGGCCAUUAUUUUCUUUAUUAUAUCGUUCAAUAAAUCUUGAUGAUAAAUUAUUAAUUGUAACAUUACUAACAAAAACUUUUAUUAUUGAUAGUCGUUUAUUAAUAUUACAUGAACAAUUUCAACAUAUAUCACAAAUGUAUUUAUCCUUGUUAAUAGAUAAACAAUUAAAUUUAACAUUUAAAACACGUUUACUUGAUUUAUUACCAUUUUUUGCUUCACUCGAUACAGAUGAAGAUCUAUCCGAAGAUAAACGUAAAAAAUGGUCCGAUGAUUUCUGUCGUACAUUACAUACAUUUACAGCUGAUUGUUUUCCAUUAAAAAGUACAGAAUUUCAUAAAGGUACACAAGAAUAUCAUGAUUAUCAAGGUGCAAUAAGAAAAAUUUUAUCUGCACUUGAAUUAUCAUCAUCAUUUAUAUUAUUUGAAUUAUUAAUAUGGAUGUUAUGUUGUGAAACACAUCAUAUAUUUGAAGAUGAAAUUCUUUUAUCAAUCAGUCGUUAUGUUAUUAAAUUAAAUGAUCAAAUAAAACAAUUAAAUUUACUUGAUUAUAUUUAUUCGAUAUUAUUUGGGAAAAAUCCAUUAUUUCGUCUUGAACAUCGUUUAAAUGCAUUAGAAAAAUUUAUAUUAAAAAUUUUAACAUCAGUUAAAAAAAGUACAUUAAUUGAAUUUUAUAAUAAAUAUAUAUCAUUAUUUGUUAUUGAUCAACUUGAUAUUAAACUUGAUUUAACAUUAUCGUCAUCAAUAACAUCAGUUUUAAUUAAUAAAAUUGCUACAUAUCGUUUUAUUGAUUAUAUGUAUACAAUAUUGAAUAAAGAUGAUGUGUUUGGUUUAAAUUCUUUAAUUGCCAAAACUUUUUAUGAAACAGUUAAAAAACAAGAAGAAGCAAGAAAAAUAUUAAAUGUUGAAAUGCCUAUAACAACAAUUAAAACUGCUUCAACAAUGGAUGGAAAAGAAUUAACAAAAUAUAUUAUAGCACGUGCUCGUGCACAAUUUAUAGAUGGAAAAAUAAUAAAAUCAAUGGAAAUGAUUUUAACAAAUGUAACAGCAAUAGAAAAAGAAAUGAAAAUGAAUUUAAUACGUUCAUUAGCAAUAAGUUCGUUUAAUUGUCUUAUUUCAAUUUUAAUUUGUACACAAACAGAAGCAAAACUUUAUAAAGCUUUUAUUUUUGAUGCAAAUAUAUCAAAGGAUGAAUACAUUUGGGAUAAUCUAAUCGAUCCCGAUCGAAAAUAUACAUUUCCUCUUGAACUUGAACAUUAUUAUAAAAAAGAUAAACGUACAUUAUUAAAUAUUCUUAGUAAAAAAAUUCUUACAUUAUCAAAUUCAAAUUCUGAUAAUCAACAACAACAACGUCUAUCUACCCCACCACGUUAUUUACCAUCUCAAUAUUUAUUUGGUAGUAGUUUAACUGAUGAAUUAGCUGUUUUUGAUUUUACAUCCGUUGCUGUUAGUCAACAACAAAAUGAUUUAAAUAAUAAAAUUCAAUCAAAUUCUCUUCCAGAAAAUUCCCUAGAAAUUUCUCUAUAUAAAAAAGAUGAUGAUAAACCAGCAUUAAUUGAAGGUACAUCAGAUGAUGAAAUAGGAACAGAUUUAAUUGAAAUUGAAAUGGAUGAACUUAAUUUACAUCCAUGUAUGAUACCAAUGGUUUGUUUACUUAAACAUAUGGAAACAAAUGGUAUCACAUCUUCAACUGCACAAUCGGAUAUGCCACCAUGGAUGAUUUGUUUAUAUAAAAAAUUUAAUGAUCCAACGAUUGGAUUUAAUAUAAAACUAUUUAUUAUGCGUCUUAUUACUCAUACACAUACGAUAUUUAAACCUUAUGCACGUUAUUGGUUAACACCCAUUAUUCAAAUGUGUAAUCAAAUGUUUGAAAAAUCUUCGGAUGGUUUAAAUACGUUUCUUAUUGAUACAAUUGUUGUAUUAUUAUCCUGGAGUUCAAUAGCAAUUCCAAGUGAACUUGAUGCAACAUCAGUUCAACGUCUUUUAGAAUAUUUAUUUCUUAAUUGUACACAUAAAAAUUCUUUUGUUAUGAAAACUAAUUUAGAUUUAAUUAAAAAAUUAGUUGAAUCAUGGAAAGAUCGUAUUUAUACGCCAACAUUAAUUAUUUAUAAAUUAAUAUCUGAUCAAGAUAUAAAAUCAAAACAAAAUGCAAUAGGUUUAUCAUUAAUUGGAAUAUUAUUAGCUAAUGAAAUAUUACCUUAUAAACAAAUAAAUGAUUUGCCGGAAGAUAAAUUUAAUGAAUCAUUAUUGAAAAAUAUGAAAAAUUCUUUUCGAAAUAUUUAUGCAGCUGCUGCUGAAGUUGUUGGAAUGUUAUUAAAUGUUAAAAACUUAAAAAAUGAAUCAAAUCAACGUUUAUUAGAACAAUUAAGUUUUAUAUUAAAAUGGCAUAGUGGUCAAGGAACACAAGAUACAUAUGUAACAUGUAUUUAUUCAUUACAAAAACAUUAUCCAGAAAUUAUUGAUAAAACUGUUAUGAAUAAACUAUUAUUUGGUAUGAAAAAAUUAUAUGGAGAUUUUAAGAUCGAAUGUUUAGAAGCAAUGAUUCCAAAUAUUACAGAAUUUGAUUCAGCAUAUUUAGAAUUGAAAGCAGCAGGAAUACUUGAUAUUCUUAUUCACAAAGAUUUCAGUAUUCGUGGUGUUGCAUUACGUCUUUUACAUAAACUUUUACCCAAAUUAACACAUGAUCAAUUAUUUGAAAUAGCUCAAAUUUUAUCUGUUGAUGGGCCUAAUGAUUGUCAAUAUUGGACACUUGAAAUAUGUAAAUGGAUGUAUGAUUAUAUAACACAAUAUAUAACAAAUGAAACAAAAACAUCAACAACAUCAAAUAUAUCUGAAAAAUUUUAUCAUUGUGUACGUGAGUUAUUAUUAGAAUUCUUAUCAAGUAAAAAUGAAUAUGUACGAGUUAAUUGUCGAAAUUUCUGGUGUGAUUCAAAACGUUUAAGUAUAUCAUCACAUCAUCGUCUUAUUGCAUUAGUUGAUCAAUUAUAUUCAAUAAAAAGUGAACAUGAAUAUUUAAAUUAUUCAACAAAUUUUCUUCUUGAACGUACAUCACAUAAUCCUGAUUAUAAUCAUGUUAUAUUUGAAAAUCCACUUGAUAAAUGUAUAUUUCAAGAAUUUCCAUUAACAUGUAAUUGGCGUCAACGUCAUCAUACAUAUAUGACACCAUUAUUUACUUUACAAUCACAAACAAUCAAUGAUCCAUUAAAUAUAAAUUUAAUGACACAAGAUCCUGUUCAUUUUAUGCAAACAUUAACAAAUAAUAUCAAUCUACCAACAUCAAUGAUUUUACAAACACAAGAAAUAUCGAAUCGACAACAAUUUAUACCAACACAAAUUCUAGACAAUAAUAAUGUAAAUUAUAAUUGGCUUAAACAAACAAAUACAUUUGAUACAACAGAUACAUUUACUCUACCAACAUUAUCAACACAAACAAAGAAAACAACAUCAUUAAUUGUUGAUGUUGUUAAUAAAAAAACAAAUAUUAAAUCGAAUAAUAAAGAUGAAGAUGAUAUAUUUCGACUUAAACGACGUUUUCUUAAAGAUACGGGUGAAUUACAUAAAUAUUUUUUCGCUAAAAAACAAAAUGAAAAGAAACAAAAUGAAAAACAAUUUCUCAAUGAAAUUAAAUUAAAACAAGAAAAUCAAGUUGAAAAAUAUCGUACAUAUCGUAUUGGUGAAUUACCCGAUAUUCAAAUACGUUACAGUGAUAUUAUUAUUCCUUUACAAGCACUUGCUCAAUAUGAUAAUUAUACAGCUCGUUUACUUUAUUCAAAUUUAUUUACAUCAAUAUUAACUUCACUUGAAGAUAAAUUAACAAAUGAUGAAUAUAUUGAAUUAAUUGAAACAAUUCAACAUCGUUUUAAUGUUAUAUUAUCACAAUCGGAAAUAUUUUAUCCAUCAUUAAUUGCUGCUAUAUUUGAUAUUAUUUUAUCGAAAGGAAAACAAAUUAAAAUUUCAGCACAAUAUAUAAGUGCAGCAGCAAUAGCUAGUCAUUUAGAAUCAAUGGGCAUAUCAACAUUAGAAUAUUUUAUUCGUUUAAAUCAAACAAAUGAACAAAAUGAAUUAAUACAUGGAUCAUCAAAGAAAAAAUUUAAAUCUGAUCCGAAUUUAGAUAAUCAAUUAUAUAAACAAAUUGAUCAUUGGCUUGAAUUAGCUAAAUGUUAUCGUUCAUUAGUUAAUUAUGAUGAUGUUCGUGGUAUAUUCUAUCAAAUUCCUGUUUUAAAAUCAUUAACACUACAAGCUAUUGAAGAAGAGAGUCAUUCGGACUUUUUAUCAGCUUUAAAUACUUAUGUAACAGCAUUAGAACAAUAUCCUAUAGUUCAAGAAACUUCAUAUAAUCCAAUAUUAGAAUUAGAACAUGAAUUUUGGACACAAUCUAUGUUGAAUUGUUGUAAUCAAUUAAAUAAUUGGACAAUUAUGUCAAAACAUAUAUUUAUUGCUAAUACAACAUUUGAUACAUUAUGGUCAAAUGCAUAUCAAUUAAAUUAUUUAAUGCCAUAUGCUAUACGUUCGAAACUUAAAUUACUUAUAUCAGGUAGUGAACAAGAACAAUUAGAACAAGAAGAUCUCUGUCGAUUUUUUAAUAAUUUAUCAGCAACUUCAAAUACAUCAUCAACAACAACAGCAACAUCUAAUUCGGAAACAACAUUUGUUAAACGUUCUUAUAUUGAAAAGCAAUAUCCAUUUGAAUUGGCUACAUUUUUUCUUUACCAAAAAGAUUUUGAUCGUUCCAAAUAUUAUAUUCAAUAUGCCAAAGAACAAUUUUUACUACAUUGGUCACAAUUAAGUCGUUUAAAUGAAUAUGGUCGUAAAACAACUAUACAAUUAAUUCAACCCUAUCAUGAACUUGAUCAAUUUCUUGUUUUUCUUGAACAUAAUUUACCUUUAUUGAAAAAUCUUGAAAAUCGUUAUUUAACAAAUAAUAAAAAUGAUACAAUAACACGAGAUUUAUUUCUUGAACGUAUUCAUAAGGAUUUAAUUUCACAAUGGCAAUUACCAGAUGUUAUUCGUAGUUCAAUUCAAACAUGGGAUGAUGUUGUAACUAAUCGUGCAUUAUUUUUAGAUAUUCUUGAUGAAUUAAUAGGUGGACCACGAAUGUCAUUUACAAGUCGAUUAAAAGCUACAGAAUUUGAUCCAAUACUUGUUGAUUAUAAAGCACAAUCAUCGCUUGAUAUGGCAUAUUGUGCAUUACGCCAACGUAAUUUUAAAUUAGCAUUAACAAAAUUAAAUGAUACACGUAAUCGACUUGAUCUAUGUCAAAAUCCUUUAGUUAAAUCAAUUUAUUGGAAUGAAAUUUAUUGUGAUGUUCAUUUGAAACGUCAUCAAAUUCAAUCAACUUUAUCAAGUUUAUUAUCAACAUUUGUUGCUAAAGAAUUAAAAAAAUUAGAAAAUAAAAUAAAUUCAUUAGAAAUUAUUGAUGAACAUACUGCAACAUUAAAUUCUACAUAUAUACAAUUAAAUUCACAAUUUUGUCGUACUACUAUUAAUUUAUUACUAACACAACCAAAUUCAUAUUUAGAAUAUGAACAUGCUGAAAAUAUUUCUCAAGCUAAACAUAGACAAUUAGAAAUGUAUCUGUAUGGUUUAGAUAAUCAAACAAAUACGAUACAAAAAGCGGAUUUAUUAAUUAAUGAAUUAUUUAAUAAAGGUGUUAAUAUAUUAAAAAAUAAUAUUGACAAACAAGAAACAAAUUUACAAAAUGUUCAAACAAAUAUUCGUAUUGCUAAAGAAAAUGUUCUUAGUCGUGAUUAUGAUGAAUUAGCAAGUCUUUGUGAUGAUUAUUUACGUCGAUAUGAAAAUAAUGAAGAUGAUGAUAAUUUAUUGGAAAAUUUAUUUUCUAAUGAUAAUGGUGAGAAAAUUGCCGAAAUUAUUAUUCAUUCAGUUUUGUCAUCAAUGAAAUAUGGUUCAAAUGAAGGUGUUAAACGUUUUUCACGUUUAUUACAAAUUGUUGAAUUAUAUCCAAAUACAAUGGAAUCAAUAGCUAAUCGUUUACAAGAUAUUCCUUGUUGGAUGUUUUUUGAUUGUUUAUAUCAAAUUACAGCACAUUUAGAUAAACCAAUAGCUCUUAAACUAUAUCCAUUAAUUGAAAAUAUUGUUAAAUCAUAUCCACAAUCAAUAGUUUAUCCAUUUAAAUUAAGUUAUGAAACAUUUCAAUAUUCCAUAACUGAUCCAACAUUAAAACGUAAUCUUGAAUUAAUUCGUCGUCAAUUAGAUCGUUUUACUCCACGUGUAAAUGAAUUUAUUCAAGCAUUAAAUCAAUUAAAUCCUCAACAACAAUUUGAAAAUUGGUCAAAAGAAUUAUAUCAAUUAUUAACAAACGAUAUUCAAACACGAGAUUUAAAUAAACUUAAAAAUCAUUUAAAAAAAUUUAAAGAAAUACUUUUUUCGGAUAUAAUUCCUGACGAUGAUGAACAUACAAUAAAAACCAUCACAUCACAAGAUAGUGUUUUUAAUGAAGGACUAGAUAAACGUCUAUUAAAAUCUCGAUUAACUUCAAUACGAUAUCAAUUUAAAAAUACAAUUGAAAAAGAUCUUGAUACAUUAUUUGGUAAACACGGUGAAUUAUUUUCAACUGUAUUAUUAACUGAUGUUAAAUCAAUUCUUACAAAUCUUGGUACAAAAUUAAAAACAAUUACACAAGAUAAAUCAAAUAUAAAUGAUUAUUCAACAUGGUUUUCAUUAACAUUUCAGCAACAACAACAUCGUCAAUUAGGACGUUCAUCUAUAUUUGAAUUAGAAAUACCUGGACAAUAUACAAGUCGAAAGAAGCCAUUACUUGAACAUCAUAUUAAAAUUGUUGGUUUUGAUGAAAAAAUUUUAGUACUUCAAUCAUUAAGAUUACCAAAACGUUUAACAAUACGUGGACAUGAUGAAAAUGAUUAUCGGUUUUUAGUUAAAGGUGGAGAAGAUAUACGACAAGAUCAACGUAUACAAGCUUUAUUUACAAUUAUGAAUGAUCUUUAUGAAAAUGAUCCUAAUUGUCAUCAAUCAAAUUCAGCACAUAUUUCUAUAAAAACUUAUAAAGUCAUUCCGAUGUCAUCAAAAUUAGGUAUGAUCGAAUGGCUUGAUAAUACUCGUCCAUUAAAAGAACUUAUUGAAGAAUGUUAUACAACUGCUGAAAAUGAUAUUAUUUCACAAGGUCAACAUCCAAGAAAACUUUAUCAAGAUUAUGUUACGAAUACAUAUCAAAAGGCGAAACCAACAGCUAAAUCAACUAAUAAUACAAUAAUGUAUGCGGAAUUAUUUGUUAGUUUAACAAAAAAUCAAGUUCAAGAUGAAUUUAAUAAAAUCCAAUCUGUUAUUCCAAGUGAUUUACUUCGACGUGCUUAUUAUAAAAUGGCCAAUUCACAUGAAGGGUUUUAUACAUUACGACAGCAGUUUAUAACAAGUUAUGCAGUCUUAUGUACAAGUCAUUAUAUUCUUGGUAUUGGUGAUCGACAUCAAUCAAAUUUUCUUAUUGAUACAUUAUCUGGACAAGUUAUUGGUAUUGAUUUUGGUUCAGCAUUUAAUGCAGCAACGAUUCAUUUACCUGUUCCGGAACUUAUACCUAUUCGUUUAACACGACAACUUAUUCAAUUAAUGUCACCUAUUGGUACAGCUGGUCUUUUUCGUGCAACAAUGAUACAUACAAUGAAUGUAUUACGUGAAAAUUCUGAUUUAUUACUUAGUACAAUGAAUGUAUUUAUUAAAGAACCACUUAUGGAAUGGAUGGAACAUGCCCUUAAAACAAGCAAACAAAUUACACAAAGUGAAUCAAAUACAAUACGUUCUGAUGAUACAUAUGCUAAAGAUCGAAUUCGAAGUGCACGAUUAAAACUUAAUGGAAUCAAUCCAGCAAUUAUUACUAGUUGUGAUCUCAAAUUAAAUAAUUUUCUUCGUCCUUCAAGUUUAAAAGAAGCACUUCGUCAUAUGGAAAAAGUAGUUGGUGGUGAUCAAACAAUGAAUAAACGUGCACAAAUUAUGAUGCAAUAUGGAUCAAAUCGUUUUCAUAAAUUAACAGUUGAUGAACAAGUUGAUUGCGUUAUUGAUCAAGCAACUGAUGUGGAUAUACUCGGUCGAUCAUGGGCUGGAUUAGAGACAUUUAUGUAA